AUGGUGCCCAAGGCCGGAUUCUCGCGCGAGGACCUAUGUCUCGUCUGUCAGGACGCUUCCACUGGCUACCACUAUGGUGUGCCGUCGUGCAACGGAUGCAAAACAUUCUUCCGACGAACAAUUAUGAAAAAACAAAAGUACAUCUGCCAAUAUGACAACAACUGUCCGGUUGAUAAGAGCAUUCGAUGCGCGUGUCGAUUUUGUCGCUUCGAGAAAUGCUUGCAAGUCGGAAUGGACAGAAAUGCUCUUCAGCAAAAUCGGGACCCGAUUGGAUACACGAAGCGCACGAAGCGCAAUAAGAGCAAAGAUAAUGAUUCGGGUUGUGAGGAUGGCGCGAGCACGCCAGAACGCGAUCUACCGUCGACAUCGAAAAAUAUUCAGUCUUCAAAUUACCUCAGUGUUCUAGUCCACAGAGAGAAGAGCGCGAACGAUCUUCGAUUAUCCGACUACCUACCUAUUAGAAGUCUCAGAGAGUCCAUCAACUCAAAAUGUCUAUUAAACGAUCCAAUUUUUAUGCAUAAGUAUGGGGUUCCGAGUCCAAAACACACAUUCGAGGAGCUUCGAUUUAUUAAGCAAAUCGAUUACCAUUAUUGGCACGAGCGGGAUUGGUUUCUUUUGACAGAAUACGCCAAGACAUUUGAAAUUUUCCAAGGAUUGUGCUAUUAUGACAAAGUUGAGCUCAUUCGACACGCCGGCAUCACUGUUCCGGUUCUUGUGCAAGUCUACAAUUCGCCGGACUAUGGACCGGAUACGAUCGUUUUUCCCGAUGGCGCAUAUUUUGAUCGAACGCAUGAGCCAACUCGGCCAGCCGGUCUCAAUAGGAAAAAAUACCAAAUGCUUGACUUGGUCUUGAAACCGAUGCGAAAAAUUGAAGUGGAUUUGACGGAAUUCGCCGCUUUCAAAGCGAUCACAUUUUUGAAUCCAGAUUCAGAUAUCACAUUGGAAGCGAAGAAAGAGGUGAAUGAUGAGCGGGUGAAAAUCACCAAGCAGCUUUAUAAUUAUAUGGUGAACAAGGAUGGAAUCGAUAAGGGAAUUGAGAGGUUCAGUCGAUUGAUUCUGAUGGGAACCGCCAUGUCGAAAAUGGCGUGCGAAUCGAAGGAGGCCGUCUGGAUCGCCGACUUCUUUCAUGACAUUGGUUUCUCAAAGUUCGCCAAAGAGCUGUUUUUCGGAGAGAUGGAUAAUUAUUUUUCGUGA
Messenger RNA from Caenorhabditis bovis, 1194 nucleotides. Lineage: Eukaryota; Metazoa; Nematoda; Chromadorea; Rhabditida; Rhabditidae. The record is from the annotation of a GenBank genome assembly.